GCACUAGCUGCUACCGCGCCAGAUCACCCCUAUCGAGGAUGGAGAGAGGAUAACCUGGGGCACGUGAUCUACACAAGGUUCAAGCACGUAGGAGCCCUUGGUGACCUCCAGAGCGCCAUUGAUCAUGGCGAAGCGGCACUAGCUGCCACCCCUAUAGGUAGCCCUGAUCGGAUGAUUAGAGAGUAUAAUCUAGGAGGCGCGGUCUCUGCGAGGUUUGAGCGGAUAGGAGACAUUAAUGACCUCCAAAAAGCGAUCAAGCAUAGAGAAGAGGCACUGAAAAAUUGCCCUAAAGACCACCCCGACAGAGCAAGAAUGUGCGCUAGCCUUGGUGGGGAUUUGCAAUUGAGACACUUAAAUCUACACUCUGUCGGGGACUUAAACGAGGGCAUACUCCUAUACCGGGAGGCCUAUCGUUGCCGCACCUCACCCCCCAGAUAUCGGAUGGAGGCUGCCCACAAGGCAGCUUUUUUACUGUAUUCAAGUGGAAGGUUUCAUGAAUCAAGUUUCAUACUCGAGGAUGCGGUUGACUUAAUGCCGCGUAUUGACUUACGAUUCCUAAAACGAGAUGACCAACAACACAUAUUGUCGGAACUUUCUGGGUUAGCAUCGAUUGCGGCUUCUGUGACACUUCAGGCUGGGAGAGGAGCCUAUGCGAGUCUCAAGUUAUUGGAACUUGGCCGUGGAAUAAUUAUGGGCUUUUCGAUUGAAUCAAGAUCUGAUUUCUCGGAUCUCAAGACCAGCCACCCCCUGUUAUUCGACAAAUUUCACACUCUUCGACUCGAGAUUGAUUCCCCAGUGGAUGUGAUGGACUGCAAAACUAAUGAGACUCCCGAUCAACGGCGAAACCGGACUAUAUCUAGACGCUGGGAAGCUGUCAAUGAGAUGGAAGAAAUUCUGAAGCGCAUCCGCAGUGUGCCAGGCUAUGACAGAUUCCUGCUCCCGCCUUCCCGGAAUGCGCUGAUGAAGAUGGCAGCAAAGGGCCCCAUCGUUGUCUUCAACAGCACUAUUUGCAGGAGCGAUGCCAUAAUUGUCACCACUUCGAGUAUAACUUCGAUAGAACUUCCAAAGUUGAGGUAUGAGGAAACAGGCCGGCGCAUGAGGCAAUUUGCUGGCUUCGGGGGAGGGGGGUUCCUUAAGCAAGGCCAGGAUAACAAAGAUAUGAAAGACCUCCUCAUUUGGUUAUGGGAUGCAUCAGUUGGACCCGUUUUUGAUCACCUUGAAAGUGACGGCACCCCUAUCAGCGAGAACGUUCAUGACCCCAAUUUGAAGCGGAUUUGGUGGAUUGGGGUAGGGCAAUUAAGUGUGGCACCCUUCCAUGCGGCGGGGGACCAUACCCGAGGGUCAACCUGUAAUACUUUAAGUCGGGCUAUUUCAACAUAUAUCCCGACAAUCAAAGCCCUCACCUAUGCACGU
Molecule: messenger RNA, 1413 nt
Organism: Tuber aestivum (summer truffle)
Lineage: Eukaryota; Fungi; Ascomycota; Pezizomycetes; Pezizales; Tuberaceae
Source: the annotation of a GenBank genome assembly